Molecule: messenger RNA, 9347 nt
Organism: Ailuropoda melanoleuca (giant panda)
Lineage: Eukaryota; Metazoa; Chordata; Mammalia; Carnivora; Ursidae
Gene: ZBTB21
Product: zinc finger and BTB domain containing 21
Exons: 3
Coding region: 2100-5282 (1060 amino acids)
Biological process (GO): negative regulation of DNA-templated transcription; regulation of transcription by RNA polymerase II
Cellular component (GO): nucleus
Molecular function (GO): protein binding; DNA-binding transcription factor activity, RNA polymerase II-specific
Source: RefSeq, a predicted model, not a curated record
GCGGGGCCCUGUGGGAGGCCACAGCCUCCUCGCAAAACGCGGCCUUUCCUGACGUAACUCUGAGGUGAUUUCUCUCCUCUUUUUUCUCUCCACCAGCGGGUUGCGGGCUCCGAGACCUUCUGCGCGUGCGCGGGGUCCGGGCUCUCACCGAGCAUGCCCCAGGCUCCCACGUAGCCGAUUGUGCUUUCACGCUGCGCAUGCUCCUUGCCCGCACUUGGCCUCGCCCUCGCCAGUGCGCACGCUCCAUCCCCGGCUGGUCUUCCCUCACCCGGCCAGGUGCCCCCUGGGCCGGACGCCCUGGCCUCGGCGCGCGUAUGUGCGCCGAGCGGUUAGGACGCCUUCCGGCCUCGGGCGCGUGCUCCGGUCCGGUGCAGGCGUGGGGUCGCGCCGGGGACGGGGUGGGGUAGGCGGAAGCUGCGGGGUGGCACGGACCCCGCACCUGCCGCAGCCUGCGUCCCGUGGCCCCUCGGUCCCGCCCGGCAGCCGCCGGCGAAACCCCUGCGCAGCCCAAGUUGACUUUGCGGGCCCCGCCCCCGUUCGCCUCCCUGGCCGGCCCUCUGCGGGACGCGUGGCCUCGGAGCGCGCUCCUUUUCCUCCAGAACCCCCGGAGGACUCGGUUUUCGGACUCCCCGCCGCUGGCCGCAGGCCUCUGUGCGGGCCUGUGGACGGUUCCCCACUGGGAACCUGCGGCCGGAGGCGCUGGGGAAGGGGGUGGGUCGGGACCAGCGGCUCUGGGCACCCCCGCUCAGAGACCUCCGCCGGCGGGAGUUCCCGGCUUCUUUUCAUGGGUUGUCUGACCGCCCAGACCGCUUAUCUCGAGUUCAGUAGCGGCCUGUGAAGGAUCGCAGCCUAGGGGAGCCUCUCGGCGCUAGUCCUGCACCCCGGUUGCUAAUGCCCUGCAAACGCAGGGCUCGUGCUUCGGGAGAAUGCCACUUGAGCAGCACGUGUGGGGGUGGGGUGGUUUCAGAGACCGGUUCUCCCUCGGGAAUGCCAGACAGUGGUCCAGCGGGGCAAAGGUUCAUCAGACCCCGCACUGUGUAGCAUCCCGGGGUCUUUUAGUGCGGGAGCUACCAGCUCUGCCCACCUCUGGCAUUAGAGGGCAUCAGCGUAUUACAGCAUAGUCCAGUGAUUGUUCAUAAUGAUGACCCUGAGUCAUCAACAAGGAGCCUGCAUUGUGGUCUGUGCACCUUGUUCAAGGGGACAAAGUGGGCUAAUCGAUUUUGGAUUUCUCAUUGACAGUUAUUCUUAAAUCCUUUCUCCCCUCUGAUGCUUGGAGUAAAUCCUUCAUCCACCUCUAAUGUCCAAUUGUCAUUACUUCUAAAUUUAAGUAUUCCUAAAUAUUGUUGAUAAAAAGAAAGUAGAAAUUUGGGGUGUUGGUUUGCUUAUUAAUUCAUGCAAUACUAUUGAACGUGGAGUGAAAAGGAGAUAAGCCCAGUCUUAAGGAACCUAACAGUGUUUAUGGUAAGGGAUGCUGGGUGUGUGACCAGAGACUGGUUAUUGGGAGUCUCUAGGUGAGCAGGAGAUGACUGAAGGAACAAUUCUAGUUGUCCCAGAGCCAAUAAGGAUGAGGAGAGCUGAUUCUAGAGCUGUUUACAAGUGAAGUUUGCCAGGUUGUGCUGAUGGGCUGGAGAGGAAAGAGGUUUCCGGUUUGGGAGAGCUGGUGGUUGGCAGCACACCUAACCAAAUGAGGAACGUGUGAGGACAAGCAGAUGUGGGGUAGGGGCGAGGGAAGUGGGCCCUAAGUGCUGCGCUGGGCAUGUGAAGUUUGCUGUGAUGGAAAUGUUCAGGCACCUGCCAUCCCAAGGAGAAGUCUAAGCAGAGAUACACAUCUGGGAGUCCUCCAGUAGACCUGUAAGCCACAAGAGCUCACACAGAGAGCAGAGCUGCCACAUGCUAAGCUCUUAACAGAUGCUGGAGCAGUAAAGACAGUGCUUCUCUGCAUUGCUGCCGAGGCCCCGCAGCCGUCUGCUGGAUUGAGAAUACCCAAGCUGAGUCUUCAGCCCUCGCACCGCUCAGUGAUAGUGACUGAUACGCUCCACGAGCCCCGAGACCCACCGGCUGCUGUUUCCCAUGUUGUUGAAAUAAGAUAAGCACCCGCGAUGGAGGGACUGCUGCAUUACAUCAACCCGGCACAUGCCAUCUCUCUGCUGAGCGCGCUCAACGAGGAGCGCCUCAAAGGACAGCUGUGUGACGUGCUCCUGAUUGUCGGAGACCAGAAAUUUCGAGCGCAUAAAAAUGUCUUGGCCGCCAGCAGUGAAUACUUCCAGAGUUUAUUCACCAACAAGGAGAAUGAGUCACAGACUGUCUUUCAGCUUGACUUUUGUGAACCAGAUGCUUUUGAUAACGUUUUGAACUACAUUUAUUCUUCAUCUUUAUUUGUUGAGAAAAGCAGUCUUGCGGCUGUGCAAGAACUAGGCUAUAGCCUUGGGAUUUCCUUUCUGACCAACAUCGUCUCUAAAACACCUCAGGCCCCGUUUCCAACAUGUCCCAGCAGGAAAAAAAUAUUCAUAGAAGAUGAUGAAAGCAUUUCUCAGAAGAGAAGCGUCAUCGUUUGUCAAAGUAGAAACGAAGCACAGGGAAAAACCGUGAGUCAGAAUCAAGGCAACCUAAGCCAUACGUCCCGGCCCUCCCCUAGCACUGCAGUCAAGACCAGCACCAGUAAGCCCCACGUUCCCAAACCAGCCGAGCCGCUCCAUGGCUUGCCACUAGCCGAAAAGAGUUGGCCGAAAGAUGGUUCUGCGGGCUACGCAAAGUCUCUGGAGCACUCUGGGCCCCUGGAUGACCCCAGCAGAAGCAGUUUGGUGAAAAGGAAUGUACCGCUGCCUUCCAAGCCUCUGCAGGACAGAGAGGCGACGGAUGAUAAAGCCGGUCUGAGUGGCCACCUUCCCAAAGGCAAAGCCAUAGAGCUGGCUUUGAAGAGACCACGGCCCCCGGUGUUGACUCUCGGAAGCUCAUCGGAGACCCCCUAUGUGCUGAAGGAAACUCACAAAGGAGGUGGUCCAGGCGAAGACAGAAACCUGCUGUACUAUUCCAAGCUGGGGCUGGUGGUCCCGUCCGGCAGCUCUGGCUCCGGAAAGCCAGGCAUCGACAGAAGCGGCCCGCUCGUCAAGAGUCUGCUCAGACGGUCGCUGUCCAUGGACAGCCAGGUGCCCGUCUACUCACCCUCCAUAGAUUUGAAGUCUUCCCAGGGGCCCUCUUCAGUGGCCGGCGACUUGCCGGGGGGUGUGUUCUGUGCUCUGUCUCAGAAGUCAUCUCUGAAGGAGUGCGGGGAGAAGGCGGCCCUCGAUGAGCGGAGCCCCGCGCCCCAGCCCCACCGACUCAGGUCCUUCAGCGCCUCCCAGUCCACGGAGAGGGAGGGAGAGCCUGCCGUGACUGAGGUCCGCAUCAAGACGGAGCCCUGCAGCCCGCUGUCGGACCCCUCCGACAUCAUCCGUGUCACCGUGGGAGACACGGCCGCCGCGUCGGCCGCCACCAGAGACCUUUCCCUGAAAACCGAAGACGACCAAAAAGACAUGAGCAGGCUCCCGGCAAAAAGGAGGUUCCAGGCGGACCGAAGGCUGCCGUUGAAGAAGGUGAAGGAGGACGAGCACGGGUCUCCGGUGUCCGAAGAGAACUUCGAGGAGGGCUCAAGCCCUCCUCUCCCCGAUGCAGAGUUUCGAGAUUCUGACUUGAAUAAAGAUGAAUUUGGUGAGUUGGAGGGAACAAGACCAAACAAAAAAUUUAAAUGCAAACAUUGCCUUAAGAUCUUUAGAUCGACUGCAGGUCUUCACCGCCAUAUUAACAUGUACCAUAACCCAGAGAAGCCCUACGCUUGCGACAUCUGUCACAAGCGGUUUCACACAAACUUCAAAGUGUGGACGCACUGUCAGACCCAGCACGGCAUAGUGAAGAACCCGUCACCAGCCUCUAGUUCACAUGCCGUGUUGGAUGAGAAAUUCCAAAGAAAGCUGAUUGACAUAGUGCGAGAGAGAGAGAUUAAGAAGGCCCUGAUCAUUAAGCUGAGGCGCAGCAAGCCUGGGUUCCAGGGGCCGAGUAGCUCCCAGGCCCAGGCCAUCAAGAGGAACUUGCGGUCGCGAGCCAAAGGAGCGUACAUUUGUACUUACUGUGGAAAAGCCUACCGCUUUCUCUCGCAGUUCAAGCAGCACAUAAAAAUGCACCCGGGAGAAAAGCCCGUUGGCGUCAGUAGAGCUGCUAAGCCCAAAGAGCAUGUUUCUCUCGAGAGUCCAGUAGAGAACAAGGAGGUUUACCAGUGCCGCCUCUGUAAUGCUAAGCUCUCUUCUCUUCUAGAGCAAGGAAACCACGAGCGAUUAUGCAGAAACGCAACCGUUUGCCCCUACUGCAGCCUUAGGUUUUUCUCGCCGGAACUAAAGCAGGAGCACGAGAGCAAGUGUGAGUACAAGAAGCUGACGUGUCUCGAGUGCAUGCGCACCUUCAAGUCCUCCUUCAGCAUCUGGCGGCACCAGGUGGAAGUCCAUAAUCAGAACACCAUGGCGCCGGCCGAAAACCUCUCCUUACCCAUUCUGGACCACAACGGCGACGUGGCCACUGCUGCCAGGCCCCUGGCCCAGCCCGAGCCUCAUAAAGCCAACCACGCGGUCGCCGCCAAAGACGACAACGCGUUCAGUGAUUGUUCGGAGCAAGUGAACUUCGAUUCGGAAGACUCCUCCUGUCUCCCCGAAGACCUCAGCCUUUCGAAGCAACUGAAGAUCCACGUCAAAGAGGAGCCCGCGGAGGAGGCCGAGGAAGAGGCGCCCGAGGCCCGCGCCGCCCCCAAGGACGCCAGCUCCAGCAAGGACACCAGCCUGUGGCCCUGCGAGAAGUGUGGCAAGACGUUCACGGCGCACAAGCAGCUGGAGCGGCACCAGGAGCUCCUGUGCUCCGUGAAACCCUUUAUCUGCCACGUGUGCAACAAAGCUUUCCGCACCAACUUCCGGCUCUGGAGUCACUUCCAGUCGCACAUGUCUCAGGCUACGGAGGACUCGGCGCACAAAGACUCGGAAGCGUGCCCCGUGCCCACAAACUCUCCGUCCCCGCCCCCACUGCCGCCGCCGCCGCCACUGCCCAAGAUCCAGCCUCUGGAGCCCGACAGCCCCACGGGCUUGGCUGAAAACCCCGCUCCCGCCACGGAGAAACUGUUUGUGCCCCAGGAGUCCGACACGCUUUUUUACCAUGCCCCCCCCCUUUCGGCAAUCACCUUUAAAAGACAGUUCAUGUGUAAACUGUGCCAUAGGACAUUCAAGACUGCUUUUAGUCUUUGGAGUCACGAGCAAAGCCACAACUGAGAGGCCGUCCCUUCUCACCUGUCACGGAAGGGGCCGUGGUCUGCAGAGUUCAACCUACAUUGUGAAACGUGCAUAAGAAACAAAAUAUUUUUUAAGAGAGAAUAAUAAAGGUUGGAAAUUGUUAUGCUUGAAUAGAAGUUUGAGGUAAAUUGAUACUAAUUAGUAAUGUUCUCACUCAACUUAGGAAAACUGAAACCUGCUGUGCUUUGGACCUUACAGUCACGGGAGGGUUUGACUUCAUUCAUGUUGAAAUUUGAUCUUGGUUGUUUGCAUGGCUCCUCAUUCCACGGUGUCAGUAUAAUCUUUUCCCAGAGGUGGUUUUGGUGUUUUACUGAUUUGAAGUCAGUAAAAUACUAUUCAAGUAUUUCUUUGGAUUCUGUCAGACCCCUAAGUUCUAGUUCAAUCUCAGCCACAUUCUGAAGUCCACAAUGUAUCAGGAGGAAGUGAGUAGUUUGCAGCGUUGACUUAGAUCUUAGGAUACUUUAGCAAUAAAACAAUGAUAAGCCUCAACUUUAAUAAGUUAUCCUGACACUUGAUAACAAUAAAUAUUUGGUAUUUUGUGGUCAUGUAGAAAUUUUUUUGUAUGAAAAUUGUGAGAAAUUUAAAUCAGCAAUAGUAAUACUUAGAUUUUUAUAAAAUAGCAAAAGCUUCUCUUGGGUCAUUUACUAUAACUAAUGAUAGAAGAUUUGGGAAAUGAAAAUGUGAGGGUUUCUGGAAGGCCUCCAAGCCCGUUUACAAAAGCUUCCAUGGCGAUAGGCAUUGUGAUCAAAACUGCUGGGCCGUGCGCGGGCCCCAGGUCUCGGCUCUGACCAGCAUUGGAGGGACUGGACGUGUUUUGUCUCCUCCGAUUCAUGCUGCCACCAGUGGGAAAUCUGAGUGUGUUUGGGACAGAAAACAAAGGUAGCAUAAGGCACUUGGCGUUUUGAAUUUAACAGCAUUAGUGGAACAAUUAAGGUUGGAACAUACACUUAGGUACCUCGGUCCCACACCCCCCGGUCAGGACAGCUGCUGUAAGUCCCAAGUUAGCAUUGACUUCCCAAGGUGGGACACGGGAAAACACGCCGCAGUCCCCACGUGCUCUCAAGAACAGUAUUCCCAGCGUACCAUUUCCUGCCUCUGUUUCUGUUAGAAUUUGUUGGAGUUUAUUGUGGUAAGAUGUCCUCAGUGCAGUCAUUCUGCUUUCACGUUUGAUAAAUCUGUAUUAAGGCACUAUCAAGGGUCCAGAAUUAGUUUUUGCUAGCUAUUUUGGCCCACAGGGUUUGGGCUGCUUUUUUUUUUUUUUUUUUUUUUUUUUUUUGUAUUUUGUAUAAGUUGUCAUUAAACGGCUUUUGUAGGUGUUACCCGAAGCUCAGCGGGUGUUUCUAAAGGGAGAACUUCUAUUUCACUCGUAUAAGCAAGGGGUUAGGUAUGGACAAGUGGAAAUAUUGCUGAAACUACAAAAUCCUUUUAAGGUAGUGCUAUGGAUGAAGCCUCCCAAGUGUAAUAAUUUUUUUUUUUUUACAAGGUAUUCUCUCAAAAAAAAAUUACUGUGACUAAGAAAUAAUUUGCUGAGUACUUCAGCAUGCACCACUGUAGCAGAGAAGAGCUCGGGACUCAUCGGGCUUGUCACCACGUUCCGUACCAGCGGUAGGAAAGACAUUCUUAACUUGUUAUCGAAACACAAGCAUUUUCAUAAAAUACCAGUUGGCUUUGUAGAUUGGAGAGAUGGCAUAUGAAAUUUUGCCUUUUAUUUCUUCAUUUGAAAACUGUCACAAGUCCCAAAAUACUCGAGUGGUCCCUUCCUAAUUUUGUUCUUAAAUUUGGGGGAGAAAGGAAAAUAAAAUGAGGUUUCAGUGACUGCUUAUUGCCAUCUUUAUAUUUUCUUGAAGACGUCUAUGCAUUUUAAAGAUAAAACUAAAGCAGAUGGUGUUCCAUGAAACAUCAGGGUGGGUUAUUGUUCAUUGAACUAAUUCCCUGCAUAAUGUGCUGUUUCUUACUCCGAACACCUUGGCAGCUGUCACUUGUUCGAACGACAGUCUCCCUCAGAGGAAUCCUUGCUUCUGGCAGUGAGAGCGUGUGCGGCAAUUUCCCGGCACACGUGAUCUUGGCAUUGUAAAUUCAGUAUCCCAGGACUUGAACUUUAUGCUACGUUUUUGAAGAUUUUUUAAUAAUGUUAAUCAGUAAAAAAUAUUUUUGAUCUAAAUAUAGGCUUAGCGUAUCUGUUAGAUUUUGAAAAUUGCCAGUGUUUUGUCUCGUUCGUUCACAUUUUUGUCUAGGCCAGGAACGUUAAGAUUUCAAAAAUUUUGAACCAAAAACAUUUAUAAUGCAGUUCCAGUUUUUCUAUUACCUUUUAUACUCUGCCUUCAAAGUGUCAGGCCGAAAGAGUUUAUUUUGGUGGUCAAAAAAUAAAAUAUGCUUCCACUCAUGUAACUUUUAAAUGUCAGGAAGUAAAAUAAUGAAAGACAUACGAAUCGCUCCAUUUAAGAAUGUUGGUCUCGGACCGUGGACAGACACUCGGUCUGUGAGACAGGUUGGUCUUUCAUUGUUAAGACUCCAGCUUGUAAAGGUAUUCUCGAAAAUGUUUUUUCUGAUUAGCACUCAUUUUUGAAAAUGUAGAAAGCUCAGUAUUCCUUGUAAGUAUUCAGGAUGCCUUUUUUUUUUUUAUGCAGUUGUGGAAAGAAUGUAAGAUGUUUUAAUAUAUUCUUUGUUAAUCUGAGAACUUUCUGUUGAAUCAUUUUCUUCACGUGGGAGAGGGAAGAGAGACACCCUAAAAUGUCUUUUUAUCAAAGUCAGCAAUGGAGGUUACAAGUAAUGUGCAUUUUUUAUAGUAAUAUUUCCAUGUAACAGAAUAUUCACCUUUAAAACUAGUUAUGGCUAGUGUGCAUUUAUUGUUCUAGCAGAGUCUAUAAGAGUUCAACCAUGAUGUCACUUUUGCAUUUGCAGGGGGGGCAUGUAUGUAUGUGGUUCUUGGUUUUGUUUUGGAGUGGAUCGUUAACAGCCUUUUAAAAAAUAGGCGGCAGCUCCUGUCCGUCAGCGGUAGUCGUCUCCGCACACAGCGCCCGUUGGCGCUGACCGGGGGAGAGGCUGCGCGGCAAGCGUAGAGCGUGCCCUUCGUGGUGGCCGGGGGAGUCUUCCUCUGCAGGCCAGCGGCCCGUCUGGGGGAGGGAGACACAAGAAUCCACUGAGUGUGUGUGUGUGUGUGUGUGUGUACACAGCCAGAAUCUGGAACCUUCGGAAUUAAAGACAUCUAAGUUUUCUUACCACAAAAGUAAUUAGAUGUCAUGCCAGCCGCUUUCUUUAGAAAUUGCACUAAAUUCACAUUGGAAUAUUACAAGUCCGUUUUGUCAAUUUCUGAUUUCUCAUGGAUGUGUUUUGUAAUAAUUGUGGGAAGUGAUAUUAUUUAAAUAAUGCUAAUACAUUUAAUAAGUUCUUUAACACUGGCUUUUUUUUUUUUUUUAAGUUUAAAACAUAGGGUUUUCUUUUGUGGCUUUAGCACUUUAAGAAGUUUUAUGUUUCCAUCCUUGUUAGUGUGCUCGUUCGGCGCUUCUCUGCGCGGUCUCUUCCACGCGGCGGGGGAGACUGGACGGUCGUGUUUACGUUCCGGAGGGGGAGGACGUGGGUUAGCGUCAGGUUUUUAAGGAAUUCCUUUCAGAGACUGUUGUUUGGGAACCAAAGUAUUUUACUGUAAAUCUUGAAAAUAAUUGAAUUGAGUGCUCUCUAGUCAUUCAUUAGUGCUGUUCUCAAAUUUUCCACAAAGUUAUACUUGGUUAAUGUUAAUUUUCAAAAGGGGUAAUUUCGUAUUGACAUUAAUCCAAUACUUUAAAAGUUUUCACUGAAUAAAUCUUACUAUUAAACAAAUGUGGUUAUAAACAACUUGUGUAUAUUUUGUUGUCAAAUGCCUUAGCAGACUAAAUCAUUGUUCAAUUUUAUUUAGGAAUGAGCUUUUUGGAACUGAAAACUCAUGGUAAAAUAGGAUUUCUGUCUAAUGUCAAUCCAUUGCUUAUCUGUAUCCAAUUCUGUUGUCUGUUUCCUUUGCUUAAAUCUUGACUAAGAAUGAUUGGAGUCAAUAAAUUUGUACUGUAUUUU